This is a messenger RNA of Peromyscus leucopus (white-footed mouse), 4006 nucleotides long. RefSeq names its product transcription elongation factor A N-terminal and central domain containing (gene Tceanc). Gene Ontology annotation, cellular component: nucleus. Gene Ontology annotation, biological process: DNA-templated transcription. The record is from RefSeq and is a predicted model, not a curated record. The transcript has 5 exons. NCBI's taxonomy places the organism in Eukaryota, Metazoa, Chordata, Mammalia, Rodentia, Cricetidae. Bases 607 to 1686 code for a protein of 359 amino acids.
UGCGCUUCCAGCAGUGGCGUGAGGACGUUAGGGCGGUGCCUGCGCUUCCGGCGGCGGCGUGAGGACGUUAGGGCGGUGCCUGCGCUUCCGGCGGCGGCGUGAGGACACUAGGGCGGUGCCUGCGCUUCCGGCGACGUGAGGACACUAGGGCGGCGCCUGCGCUUCUGGCCACGCCGGGGACGUUAGGGCGGUGACCGCGCUUCUGGGAGAGCGGUCUUCCGCCAUUUCCGUUAGCUCGCCCCCGCUGAAGGGCUAACUCCGGUUUCCCGCGGAAGCCCGUCCCCGCUCGCAGAGGCGCUCCGGCGCUCCCUGUGCCUGGGCGGCUCUAAGGGUCUGCCACUGAACCUGAAACUCACCAGUUCAGCUAGACUACCUGGCCAGUGAACGCCAGAGUUUCACCUUUCUCCCUUCCCAUUGCUGGAAUUACAGAAAAUAUUUGCUGACCUCCUGUCCUGGAACAACACCCGGACUUAGAUACAACAAGCAAGUUGCUGUACAGUGACAAGAACUGAAGCUCACACUCUGAAAGGAGAGAAAGCAUUCUGAACACUUUGUCGCUUGUUUUCCAGAAGAAAAGAUCUCCUAAGCUGUUUAGCAGCUGUGAAGAUGUCUGACAAAAAACAGAUCAAUGCCAGGGCUUCCCUGAUUGAGCAGCUGGUGUCUAAAAGGUAUUUUGAGGAUAUUGCCAAACAGCUUACUGAGCUAGAAAUGAUUUAUGUGUCUAAGGAGCAUCUCCAGGAGACAGAUGUAGUCAGAGCUGUAUACAGAGUCCUCAAAAACUGCCCCUCAGUGACUUUGAAAAAGAAGGCCAAGUGUCUGCUAGCCAAGUGGAGAGCUUUCUAUAAGAGUACACCCUUCAAAACAAAGGAAAGCCUCAAAUCACUCCAUUCUGAUGUUAAUAAAGAAGAAAGUGCAGCAGUUUCUCAGGAUGUGAGCCAGGAUGAGGCAUUAGGUUCUAGUCAUGAUGAGAUGUCAGGUCUCUGCAGUUCUCUCUCUAAGCUGGCAUCCCGAGAUGCUGCAAAUACCGCUGCAGCAAUUGGGUCUGAAAGUAGCACUACUCAAAUGGAAAUUAAUGAAGAAUAUUUGAGGGGUGAUGACUUUGAAUCUACUAGCCAGAGCUCAAGUGUGUUACAGGAUCCUCUAGUGUCUGUUAGAUCUAAAGGUGUAGAGCUUCUUUACACAGCAUUAGCUAGUUCUUCCACAGAUCACACAAAAGCUGAUUUGUGGCAGAACUUGGCAAGAGAAAUUGAAGAGCACAUUUUUACUCUUCAUUCAAGCAACAUCAAAAAGUAUAAAACUUGUAUUCGAAGCAAAGUUGCCAAUUUGAGCAACCCCAGGAAUUCUCAUUUACAACAAAACCUCCUCUCUGGAACCAUGUCUGCAAGAGAAUUUGCUGAAAUGACUGUCCUGGACAUGGCAAAUGAGGAGCUGAAGCAGUUGAGAGCUUCCUACACAGAAUCCAGUAUUCAGGAACAUCACCUUCCCAGCACAGUUGAUGGCACACAGACAAAUAAAAUAAAGUGCAAGCGCUGUGAGAAAUACAACUGCAAGGUCACUGUAAUUGCCAGAGGAACACUUUUCCUUCCAAGUUGGGUGCAGAAUUCAAACCCAGAUGAGCAAAUGACCUAUGUCAUUUGUAAUGAAUGUGGGGAGCAGUGGUACCAUAGCAACUGGGUGUGCUUGUAAUUUGUAAAUAAUCCCUUCAGGGGCAUAUGUUUUAUAUGUAUAACAUAGCCCUUACUGUUAUUUUUGUCUUUGUGAUUUUGGUUUGUGAAAGAUCUCACUCUGUAGCCAAAGCUGGCCUCGGUCUCCUGAGUUCUGGGAUUACAGGUGUACACUACCGUAAUACCUGGUUUGGUAUACUGUUCUUACUACAGUCCUGGGAAUAAAGAGAGUUGUUUGCCAAAGGACAAGCCACAAUUGCUAAAAGUUGUUUGGGAAGAGUAGAAGACUAUCGCGUUGUACUUUGUGGCAUUUAGUGCUUUAAUCGGAAUAGCACUGUAGCUCCACACAGCCUGAAAGCAUGUUAGAGAGGCAGAUUCUCUAGCCCGAUACUCCUUGAGUCCUUAUCUGCAUCUUGGCAGAAUCUCCAGGUCAUUCUCUGGGAUACUUUGAGAAGCACUGAUAUAGCUGCAGGCCUGUGGGUCUCAGGAGUAAUUAUACAUUAGAGUUUUCUGGGGAGCAUUGAAGUAUACUGGUACCGAGAGCCAAGCCUGAACCUAUGGCAUGGGACCAAGGCAUCAACAUUGCUCUGGUCAUUUCUCAGUUUACUUUAAGUUGCAGUUAGAGUUGAGUAUCUCAUUUGAGCCUUUCUGUAGUUCUGAAGAGAUGAAUGUUAUUCUGGAGACUUUACAUAUGAGGAAAGAGGCCCACAGAGCUUCGGUGGCUUAACCAGGUUAUAUAACUAUAGGUAAUCUGCCUCACACUGAUCCCAUAUGUUCCAGCUUCCUUCUGAAGCAGGUGUGAUGGCACAUGCCUGUAAUCUAAAUGCUAGGGAAAAUGAAGGAGGAUUUAUGUGAGUUCAGGGACAGUUUAGAUUGUUAAGUCCCUGUCUCAAAAAAUUAUAUAUAUAUAUAUAUAUAUAAAGAGCAUUGUGGUGGUUCAAGCCUGUAAUCCUAGCCUUGGAGAUACUGAGGCAGAAUCCUAUGGUUGAAGCUAGCCUGGAUUAUGUAGAGAAACAAUGCCAAAACAAAAAAUUCAAAGUCUGAGAACGUCUAAAUACUGACUUUACAAAAAGUGUACUUCUGGAAAUGGGUGCUAAGCAAAUAGCAUUUGGAGCCUCUAAGUUUAUAUGACUAGAGUUUUAUCCUUUUGUCUUUAAUUUUCUUAUUUUUACAAAUCUGUCUUAGCCUAUGAAAAGUUGCACUGUAAGUUAGAAUUUGGCUUGGAGCUUGCUUUCUCAGUUAAAAAGGCUAUGCAUUUUUUUUCCUUUGUGUGAGCUCUUCAUAAAGUCUUUAUGAUACAUAGUUUCUUGUUGUUAGGAAUCUUCCAUGUCUUCAAAGGCAUGUGUAUUAAAAAUCCUGUUUAUAUGAAAAUGGUGCUAGUUGUCAGAGGAGAUUCACUCCCUCAGCCUUUGAAUUUAUCAACAUUUAUUUACCUAUUAACUGAAGAGGAAAUCACUUCUCUAAGGCCUUUGCAAACAGUGUUUACUGAUUUGUAUGCAUAAUUUUAUGUGGUUAUGACUAAUUUUUUCCUUUAAAAUGAUAGAAUAUUUGUUAUUUGGAGUUUUGAUUUUUUAACAUAGAAAACAAUUUUAUGCAUAAUCCACACAGAAGCUUGGAUAUGUACUCCUUUUACAGUUUAGUAGGUGUUUAGAGACACAUUUUUUCUUUUGUUGUUUAACAAAGCCACGUGAGUAGUUUCUGUUUUUAUAAGACUGUCUGCACUCUGUAGCCCAAGCUGGGCUUGAACUCACACUGGCUAACCUCAAUCUCUGGAGUGCUAUGGUUUGGGGCAUAAGCUACCAUUCAUUGAUUUUUAUUAUAUUAAAGAGUUUAUUUCUUAGUUCCAUGUAAACUCACAUGUUUUCAUCAGUUAUUGUUCCUAAAUCCCCAGUAUUCCUUCAAUGGAAUCUAUAGGCCUUUUCUGUAUAUUUUACCUCCUCAUGACAGUUCCCCAACUGGUGCAUAAAACUAGCAUACACUUCUGUUUCAUAUAUUUUAAAGAAACCAACUUGAGACUGUCAAAUCUGAAUUACAUUUCAUUGUAUUUUCUCCAUUUUGCAUUCCAGGGCUGUUCAUCAUAAUGCAAUGUGUUAGUCCUUUAAACAGAAAUUUACAAAGUCAUCAAAAACUCAAAAGUUUCACAAAGUGUGGUUUCAUGUGAUUUGGAAGGAUCUUAAAACCUAGAUGGUGGUUGUAUGAGAGUACACACAGCACAUGAAAACCAUGUUUAAUUUCUUUAAGUUGGUGUGUGGGUAUUGGGGUUUUCUAUGUAUCUGUGUAUGAGUAUUUGUAUUGAGAUUUUGUAAACUACAUUUACCAAAAAUAAAAGCACUCGAAAUGAA